Punctularia strigosozonata HHB-11173 SS5 is the source of this 980-nucleotide messenger RNA. RefSeq names its product N-terminal nucleophile aminohydrolase. Gene Ontology annotation, cellular component: proteasome core complex; nucleus; proteasome core complex, alpha-subunit complex. The coding region runs from base 19 to 840 and encodes 273 amino acids. Lineage: Eukaryota; Fungi; Basidiomycota; Agaricomycetes; Corticiales; Punctulariaceae. The record is from RefSeq and is a predicted model, not a curated record. Gene Ontology annotation, biological process: ubiquitin-dependent protein catabolic process. The transcript is spliced from 8 exons.
GUUUCUCCCAGCUAAACGAUGUCUAGGUCUUACGAUCGCGCUCUUACCGUCUUCUCCCCCGACGGCCAUCUCUUCCAGGUCGAAUAUGCGCUCGAGGCAGUAAGAAGGGGAACAUGUGCCGUGGGCGUCCGGGGUAAAGACGUCGUCGUCCUGGGCAUCGAGAAGAAGUCCGUCCUCCAGCUCCAAGACCCCCGCACCGUCCGGAAAGUCGUCAUGCUGGACGAUCAUAUCUGUCUCGCCUUUGCGGGUCUGCAUGCCGAUGGACGCGUUCUGAUCGACAAGGCACGGAUAGAAUGUCAGAGCCACCGGUUAACUGUUGAAGAUCCCGUCUCCGUCGAGUACAUUACCCGUCACAUAGCCGGCAUCCAACAGCGCUACACCCAAUCCGGUGGUGUCCGACCCUUCGGUAUUUCGACCCUCAUUGUUGGAUUCGAUCCGCACUCGUCUAUCCCCCGCCUGUACCAGACCGAGCCGUCCGGGAUCUACUCGGCUUGGAAGGCGAACGCGAUCGGACGCUCGUCCAAGACCGUGCGUGAGUUCCUGGAGAAAAACCACAAGGAUGACAUGGGCCGGGACGAGGCGGUGAAGCUCACCGUCAAGAGCCUGCUGGAAGUCGUCCAGACCGGCGCGAAGAACAUCGAGCUUGCGGUCAUGGAGGGCUACGGCAAGAUCACUACUCUCAAGCUUGAAGAAAUCGAGGCGAUCGUGAGCGAGAUUGAGCGCGAGAAGGAAGCCGAGGCGGAGAGGAAACGCAAUCGGCUGGCUGCGACGGCUGCGCGACAGGCGGCGAUGGGCCAACGAGCAGAAGGAUCUGGCACGGGGACGCCCACUGGCCAGUAGAUGUUACCUAUAUCACUGCCCAUUGUCGUCUCAUCUCAUGGAUCAAUGUUCGAAUACCUGCUUGCUCUCGUGUGAUGGUGGGAGAUGUACCAAACUGGCGUCUUGUUCGGUCAUGAGGUAUCCUAUUCAUACAGACAUGC